AGAAGCUUCAGCAGCUCCUCAUCAUACUUUGAGACUUAAAGCUCCAACAUGAUCUUGCUCCUCUUCUUGUUCGGUCUGGCUCUGGGUGCUCCAUCUGAGUCUCCGUCUGAUGACAAUGAAGUGAAGAUCCAACUUGAUGACCGAGCAGUGAAGCUGCUGAGAGGAAACUGUCCCCCGUACUGGUGGAGCUUCAACGGCCGCUGCUAUAAGUAUUUAGCUACACCAAUGAGCUGGGCUGAUGCAGAGUUCCACUGUUUGUCACAGGGAGCCAACCUGGUGUCAAUCCACAACAUGGAGGAAGAGAUCUUUGUCAGAUCCCUGAUCAGGAACUUUGACCAUGCUCAGAGAGCCAGUUGGAUUGGACUCAGUGACAUCCACAGAGAGGGCAGAUGGAUGUGGUCUGAUGGCUCUGUGGCACGCUUUUUUAACUGGCUUGCAGGCGAGCCAAACAACCAGAAACAAAAUGAACACUGUGUGCAAAACAACUAUGGUUCUGUUAAGAAGUGGAAUGACGUCCCAUGCUCUUAUGGUUAUCCCUCUGUUUGUGUAAAACGCAAUGCCUGUGUUUAGAAAAUAAGCCCUAAUUCAACAUUAGACAGUUAAUCUGAUGUUAUGUUGGCAUGUAGUGUCCCUCCACAAUAAAUUUAGCAAUGUUAAUAUUAAUAUAUCCUAAUUAAUAUGUUUAUUAAUUAAACAUAUUAGAAGUACAGAAGUGCAAGGCUGGAGUACUGAAAUUUAAGGACUCUGUAUUAAACAGGUAUUUUCAUCAUGCAUUUGUUUGUUUGUUUGUUUUUCUGGAUCACUUUAAAUCAAUAAAAUGAAAGUGCUGCACAGCGAUAGCCAGUUACCAUCUCUUUUAUUUCAUGAUUAUUAUCUUGGUUUCUUUCUUAUUUAAAUGCAAGAAGAAUCCUUUCAAAUAAGGAGCUCUAGGACUUCCUGGGCUGUUUAAGUGGGCCAGGGUAGAACAGAACAGCAAAUCAGUGCAUGGAGGACAUUAAGCCAAACAAUAAAGUAAAAGUGUUACAAACAACUAUCAUACAGUUGACUUGCCAUGC
This is a messenger RNA of Oreochromis aureus, 1055 nucleotides long. RefSeq names its product lactose-binding lectin l-2-like. NCBI's taxonomy places the organism in Eukaryota, Metazoa, Chordata, Actinopteri, Cichliformes, Cichlidae. The coding region runs from base 49 to 570 and encodes 173 amino acids. The record is from RefSeq and is a predicted model, not a curated record. The transcript has 2 exons. Gene Ontology annotation, molecular function: signaling receptor activity.